Molecule: messenger RNA, 729 nt
Organism: Aureobasidium uvarum
Lineage: Eukaryota; Fungi; Ascomycota; Dothideomycetes; Dothideales; Saccotheciaceae
Source: the annotation of a GenBank genome assembly
AUGUCUCCUUCCAGUGGCUCAGGAGUGUCGCUAAGCUCCAUGAGAUUGCUCUACUCACCAAUGGUCACUGUGCGCGUGGGACCCGACAAACAAGACUUCUGCAUACACAAAGAACUACUCUGCUCCAAGUCAACAUAUUUCGCAAAAGCUCUCUCUGGACAGUUCAAGGAAGCCCAGACAGGCAUUGUUGAGCUCGAAGACGUUCAUGUGGUGCUCUUCAGAGUGUUUGUCGCUUGGUUGUAUCCUAGCAAAGUUGCUUAUGAGUCUUCGGACUCAGGCGCCUCUUCGAAAGACGAAUUUGCUCAGCUCAACACGGUGCUGGAAGAGCAGCACCCCUACGAAGCGGAAGAUUACGAAAACGAAGACAUUCCAGUGAAUGUUUCUGAUGACGAUCUUUCAAAAUUUGAAGGAGAAACACCUCAAAGCUGGACUUAUCUGGUUCUCGGAGCCAUGUUCGUAUUGGCCGAUCGUCUUGAUGCUGCCGAAUUGAAGAGGCAGACUCUUGAUUUCAUGACCAGAAGAAAGAUCAUAGGAAUCAUACCAAGUGACUCGGCCAUCCUCUACGCAUACGCCAACACAACCAGGAAGUCUCCGUUGCGUCAACUCUUAGUCAAUAUCGCAGCCUACGAUACAGCCUUCAUGGGGGAUCACAAUUUAUACAACCACUUGCCUGUCGAAUAUCUUUCUGCUGUGAUGGUAGUGAUGAGUAAGAGGCUGCUACACAAGUAA